GAAUAAGUAAUUAGCCGGCCCCCCAGGUUGAGGGAACCAGGAAGCGGCUGCGGCCCAGGCGCCUCCCGUGGGACACGGACUGCGGGCUCUGGCGGACGCACAUAAGCUGCCAAGAUGAGGAGAUUUCUACGCUCCGGUCACGAUUCUGUGCGAGAGAGGCUCAAACGAGACCUGUUCCAGUUUAACAAGACGGUAGAACAUGGAUUUCCCCAUCAGCCCAGUGCCCUUGGUUUCAGCUGUGUCCUACGUCUUAUGGCAAUUGGUACUCGAUCUGGAGCAAUCAAAAUAUAUGGUUGCCCAGGAGUUGAAUUCAUGGGCCUCCAUGAUGAAAAUAAUGCAGUCAUCAAAAUAACCUUCAUCCCAAACCAGUGCCAACUUGUGACCCUACUGGAUGACAACAGUCUCCAUUUGUGGUCAUUCAAACAUCAUGAUGGUGUGUCCGAACUGCAGGAGGAGAAUAAAUUCACCCUACGUGGCCCUGCUGGUUCACCCCCCAGCGUCACACAAAUUAAAGUGCUGCUGGCACAUUCCUCUGGGGAGCGGUUAUACCUAGGUACGGAGGGAGGCACAGUCUUUACCUUGGCAUUACCAUCCAUGAAGCUGGUUGAAGCGAAAACCGUGGGACACGAGACAGCACUACAAGGUCUUCCAGAUGAAUACACAAACAGGCGACCUUUUGAGUCGGUAGAAGCUUUACAAGAGAAUCCUAGGAACCCAGACCAGCUGCUGAUUGGUUACAGCCGAGGGUUGAUGAUGGUGUGGGAUAUUACUAUGGAGUGUGCUGUACGGCAGUGUAUGGGCACACAGCACUUGGAGAAUGUUUUCUGGUGUCGUGAUGGGAAACAAAUAAUUAGUUGUCACAAUGAUGGUGGCUACAACCAAUGGCCUGGAAGUGGCGAUGGGGUACAGGAAUCUCCCAUGGAGAAGAAAGUACCAUAUGGUCCAUUCCGCUGUAAAGCAAUCUGCAAAAUAACCUGGCACUCGUCACGCAGAGGGUCACCAUAUAUUGUGUUCCAAGGUGGGAUGCCCAUGGCAAGUUAUGGAGACCGACACAGUAUCUCUGUUGUCCAUGGCAACCAGCAGACUGCAUUCGAUUUCACUUCCCGCAUCAUUGACCAUAUAGUGAUUGGCAGCUCUGAUCCCUCAGCAGAGUACGAUGACCCGCGUGCUCUGCUGGUACUCGCAGAAGAAGAAUUGGUGGCAAUUGACCUGCAGACACCUGGCUGGCCAGUGAUACAGUGUCCUUACCUUGUAUCUCUACACUGCUCUGCUAUUACCUGCUCGUACCAUAUAUCCUCUAUCCCUCUGAAGCUGUGGGAGAGGAUCAUCGCCGUUGGCCGGAAGCAGAACACUCACUACUCUAGUUUGCCCUGGCCAGUUGAUGGAGGCGUGAAUUUAGCUCCUGCACCACCACAGAGAGACUUACUACUUACAGGGCAUGAGGAUGGCACUGUGCGCUUCUGGGAUGCAUCGGGGGUGUGCCUGCAGCUUAUGUACAAGUUGAGCACCGUGGGCGUCUUUCAGACAGAUUCUGACCACAAUGACAAUCUCAACGCUCAUGGAGAGGACGACUGGCCCCCACUCAGAAAAGUUGGCUCAUUUGACCCAUACAGUGAUGACCCAAGACUCGGAAUACAGAAGAUUUAUCUUUGCAAGUACAGUGGUUACUUGUCUGUUGCUGGAACUGCUGGUCAGGUUUUAGUUCUGGAGUUGAAUGAUGAGAGUGCAGAGCAGGUGGUAGAAGAAACUGUGGUGGAUCUUCUGCAGGAACAGGAAGGCUAUCGCUGGAAAGGUCAUGAACAGCUACGUGUCCGGACAGACGCGGUCCGUUUUCCUCCAGGAUUCCAGCCAUUCUCUUUAGUGCAGUGCCAGCCUCCUGCUGUGGUCACUGCAAUGGCAUUGCACUCCGAGUGGAAACUACUAGCUUUUGGUACCAGUCAUGGCUUUGGCCUCUAUGAUUAUCAGCAAAAGCGUCAAGUGAUGGUCAAGUGUACAUUACAUGCUAGUGAUCAGCUUGCUUUGGAAGGACCUCUGUCUCGAGUAAAGUCUCUAAAGAAGUCUCUGCGUCAGUCAUUCCGCCGCAUCCGGAGGAGUCAGGUCAACAAGCGCAGAGCAGGAACUGACAGCAGAGUGCAGGAGGCCAAUGCCCGAUUUGAACAGGAGGCUCUGCGGGAGAUGGAGCUGGCCCCUGUGCAGCGAAGGAUUGAGGCUCGGUCAGCAGAGGAUUCCUUCACUGGAUUUGUGCGCACUUUGUACUUUGGGGACACCUUCCUUAGGGAUAGCUCUAGACAUUGUCCUUCUUUAUGGGCUGGCACUAAUGGUGGUACAGUGUAUGCACUUUCUCUACGGGUACCCCCUACAGAGCGACGGAUGGAAGAAGCUGUAACUGCAGCACAGGCCAAAGAGAUUCAGCUUCAACACCGCGCACCUGUGGUUGGCAUCCUUAUUCUGGAUGGCCAUGGCGUUCCUCUUCCGGAGCCUCUUGAAGCUGCACAUGAUCUAUCAAAGAGCCCAGACAUGCAGGGAAGCCACCAGUUGCUGGUCUUGUCUGAAGAACAGUUUAAGAUUUUUACUCUCCCCAAAGUCAGCAGCAAAUUGAAGCUGAAACUGACGGCCACAGAAGGGUGCCGGGUGCGUAAGGCUGCUGUGUGCUCGUUUAGCAGCUCUCGUGCAGAGGACCACUCGGAGAAUCACCUGAGUCUACUUACCAAUCUAGGAGACAUACAGGUGGUGUCUCUGCCUCAUCUGAAGCCUCAGGUGCGAUACGACUGCAUCCGCAAGGAGGAUGUAAGUGGUAUAGCAUCUUGUGUCUUCACGAAGCAUGGACAAGGUUUCUAUCUUAUCUCCCCUUCUGAAAUGGAGCGAUUUUCACUGUCUACGUGCUGGUUGGUUGCACCACGUUGUCGCGUGGACCCACCAGAACGUCCACGGAGUCGUUUGUCACAGAGAGACAACAGUACUGAACAGAAAAGUGAAAGGUCCAGGAUGAAUAGCCGCAGUGAUGGAGAUGCAGAUGCACACAGGAACCGAGGGCUGCUGAUGGAACAUGCGUUGCUAAACGAUGAAAAGACAUUGAAGGAGAUUCAGAGCACUCUGGAAGGAUCAAGAAUGAGCUAUGACGAAAGAAAUUCCAGACAGAUCCGAGUUGGAAGCAGACUAAGCAAUGGAGCAGCAGAAUGAAAUGCCUGACAGGACCUGCCAAUACCAUGCUGACUUUUUGGGUUUCCAAACCCAGUGCCAUUACACUACAAUACCUGGAGCCGGGCAUGCUGCAAGACGUUUCCUUUACUUCUUCGGACUCUUCCUUUGGCCAUAUAUCUGCACACACCUUUUUAUUGCUGUUUUUUUGGAGAAAAUUGUUUUUAAGUUAUAAAUCGUAUUGCCUUACUGUCUGUGCAGAGUACCCACCAUAGAAAAUGAGUUUUAUUUUAUUGUAAUUUUAAAACAUGUAUUUUAAAUUUUUUUUUUUUUUUUUUUUUUUUUUUUAAUUGUCCACUGUGGUAUAAAAAUAAGAUAUUUUGCAUUUUAUUGGAGUAUUUUUAGCAUCAAUUGUUUUAUACGUUGUAUAAGGCAGGGUGUGCUUUCAUGACAAGAUACCAGGAACCCAUUCUGUGACUGGGCUGCCUUACAGUCUAUUUUUGUAGAAUGUAACAAUUUGGUUGUUAUGUAAGUAUAUGUGGCCAAUAAAUAUGAACACUUGCCUUAA
Messenger RNA from Pelobates fuscus (common spadefoot toad), 3706 nucleotides. It is a transcript of the gene LLGL2, whose product is annotated as LLGL scribble cell polarity complex component 2. The record is from RefSeq and is a predicted model, not a curated record. NCBI's taxonomy places the organism in Eukaryota, Metazoa, Chordata, Amphibia, Anura, Pelobatidae. Gene Ontology annotation, biological process: regulation of Notch signaling pathway; regulation of establishment or maintenance of cell polarity; cortical actin cytoskeleton organization. The transcript is spliced from 26 exons. Gene Ontology annotation, cellular component: cytoplasm; cortical actin cytoskeleton; plasma membrane. The coding region runs from base 115 to 3180 and encodes 1021 amino acids. Gene Ontology annotation, molecular function: myosin II binding; GTPase activator activity.